AUGUCUCCGCUAAAUAUGUAUAUUCUGUUGCACUAUCUUCUCAAUGCGCCUAUAAAAAAAACACUAAAUCUUUCUAUCCCAACAAACACCAUUACUCAAUUAUCUAAAUCUAUAUUGCCCACCAUUCCGAAAUUCUAUCAUAAAAAUGUGCAGCUCUCCCCAAAACAUCCUCGAAAUGAACUCCCUGCAACAAUUGACACUUCCUUUGUUCCUGAACCCUCCUCUUCAGAUCCUACAACUCCUCCAGACCAACAAAUCAACCUGUUUUUAGAGUUAUCUACCUCCCCAAUAAACUCGGAAGAAUCGGCAACCUCAUCCUUGGAUGAAGCUCUAGAAAUAUCUGCGGACUUUCCUUCAAUCCUUGAUGGACCGUCUCCACUCCCUUUCAAGCUUCCAGCUGCUAGAUUCUUUCCACCUAUGCCGUCAGUACCACCUAUAGUAGACCCCACGAGGAACAUCACCUCUGCUGCACCUCAAAUUUUCAUCCAUCAAAAUGUUUCCUUCCCUCCCAUCCAAACCCAACCACCUAUCCCAACUGUACCAAACACACCUGUUUUCUCCAAUACAUCAGCUUCAAAUGUUUGCAACACUACUCAGCUCAAUGUACCAUCUCAACCUCCACUCACCAUGUCAAACACACUUAAAGGCAUCAACGCUAUGCCUGGAGCCAAUUCAAGCAAAGCACCAACAUUUAAUGGUGAAACUUCAGAACUUCUUGAGUUUUUUGAACUGUUUGAGGAUCUAGCAUUGGCCUGUGGACUUUUGUAUGCCGAAAAAUGCAAGACAAUUGUUCGCUACAUUGACAUUCAGACGAAGCAUUUUUGGGUAACUCUGACGGGGUAUGAAAGCAAAGACUUUACCAUUUUUAAGACCAGUAUUCUGUCGCAAUACUCUGGAGCUGCAAAGGGUCUUCGGUACUCGAUACGUGACUUGGAAUGA
Molecule: messenger RNA, 939 nt
Organism: Suillus fuscotomentosus
Lineage: Eukaryota; Fungi; Basidiomycota; Agaricomycetes; Boletales; Suillaceae
Exons: 2
Coding region: 1-939 (312 amino acids)
Source: RefSeq, a predicted model, not a curated record